AUGCCUAGAUCACCUUCACCAGAUUACCGAAGAGAGAGAGAUAGGGACAGAGAUAGAGACAGACGAGAUAGGGACAAAGAGAGAGACAGAUACAAAGAUAGAGACGAUGAUCGGAAAGCAUCUAGCUCAAGACGGGAUGAAAGGGAUAGAGAUGGUGACAGAUCGAGGAGAGACGAUAGGGAUAGAGACAGAGAGAGGAGAAAAAAUAGAUAUGACGAUGAUAGAGAUAGGAGGGAUAAGAAACGGGAUAGGAGUAGGAGUAGGAGUAGGGACAGGAGUCAUAAGAAGGACAAGAAACGGAAAGACUCUCGAAGCCCCUCACCUUCCGCCAAAAGUAAACGGAAAGAAGCCAAAGCAGCUGCCAAAGCCGCUGCUCGACGAGAAGCCGAACUUGAACAAUCCCGUGCUCUAGCAGAACUGUCGAUGUACAGUGCGACCGAUAACCCCUUCCACGAUGCGAAUUUAGGUGAACAGUUCAAAUGGGGUAAGAAGAUCGACAAGGAGAAGAAAAUGGGUAUGACGACUGAGGAGAUCGCUCGAAAAGAUGCAAUCAGACGACAAGAGGCUAAAGAGGAAUUGGAGAGGCUGAACAAAAAAAGAGCAGAGAGAGAGGUAGAAAUGCAAUUGAGAGAAGAAGAGGAAAAUAGGUUAAAGAGAUUGGCAGAAGAUGAACAGAUGAAAGAAUGGAUUGAGAAAGAAGAUGAUUUCCAAUUGGAACAAUCUAGACGAAGAGCAGGUAUAAGAUUAAGGGAACAAAGAGCGAAAGCGAUCGAUUUCUUAGCUAUCAACUUGAGAUUUGCCGAUCCAAAGUCAGUUGGUAUGAAUAUGUCUAGUGCCAUUGGUGCGUUGACAAAUCCAAAGAAAGGAGAGGUAGAGAGGGAACAGGAAGAAGAAAAUUGGGGUUGGGCAGAUGCAGGAUUCGAAUUUGAGAUUGACGAGCCAUGGAAAAUAUUCGAUAAUUUGAAUCUUGAAGAUUGCGUGGAAUUGGAACAUGAUAUCAAGAUGUAUUUGAGUUUGGAGAAAUCACCUAUUAAUAUCGAAUUUUGGGAGGCAAUGCAAGUAGUCUGCACCUACCACCUCGAGAAUCUUCGUGAUCCGGAUCACGCAGAAGGUGGACGAUUAUUUGACAAAGAAGUUGACGAAUCGGCCAGUAAUAUAGUAUCUGGGCUGAGUCUUCAGCGAUUGGUCGAAUUAGAAAACAGGACCAAUGCGAUGCUGAGAAGUGGGCAACCUGUCGAUGGGGAGUUUUGGGAUCUGGUUCUGAGGAAGAUUCACGUCGAAAAAGCUAUUGCUAAACUCAACUCGAUCCACGAAGUCGUCCUGAAGAACCGAUUGGAGCAAUUCAAGCGACGACAACGAGAAGACGCAGCCAAGGUCCAAGCUGAAUUGGGAGGAGUCAUCGUCAACAAGAACGAGCAAUUCGGUGGUGAUAUCCAUGCUGAUAUUGGUGACCAAGAUGAAGGUGAAGAUGGUGAAGAUAUUGACGUCGAUGAUGACGAAGAUGAUUACGUGGAACCAUAUGAGAGGGAAAUGUCACCUCUGCCUGCCGAUCCGAAGACCAUGGUCUUGGAUGAGAGGAGAUUACCUAUUGUUGAUGAGGAGGAUGAAAUGCGAGCACUAUUCGCUGCAAGACGAUCCAUCACCUCUUCAGGCUUCGUACCCAAAUAUGCUAGACCAUCCGCGACCACCAUUGAAUCAGUGUCCCGACCCUCUGCAGCAGACUUGGAAGCAGAAAGGAUCUACCGGGCCGAAGCGGAGAAAGAAAUGCGAGAUUACGGUUCGGACGAAGAUGAUGAAGAGUUUGGCGAUUUGGACAAUGGUUUGGAUGUUCCUGGCACAUACGAUUGGUCAGAUAGAUAUCGACCUAGGAAACCUAGAUUCUUCAAUAGGGUUCAUACAGGUUACGAGUGGAGUAAAUACAAUCAAACUCAUUAUGAUUCCGAUAAUCCUCCCCCGAAAGUGGUUCAGGGUUAUAAAUUCAAUAUAUUCUAUCCUGAUCUGAUUGAUAAAUCCAAAGCACCCACGUACUACCUCAAACCCAUCCCGGACGAUCCAGAAACUACCAUGAUUGUCUUCACCGCUGGACCGCCGUAUGAGGAUAUUGCUUUCAGGAUCGUCAGAAGACCGUGGGAGUAUUCACAUAGGAAAGGAUUCAGGAGUACGUUUGACAGAGGUGUACUGCAAUUGUACUUCAACUUCGGAAGAACGUUCUACAGGAAAUAG
Molecule: messenger RNA, 2223 nt
Organism: Kwoniella botswanensis
Lineage: Eukaryota; Fungi; Basidiomycota; Tremellomycetes; Tremellales; Cryptococcaceae
Exons: 8
Coding region: 1-2223 (740 amino acids)
Biological process (GO): mRNA cis splicing, via spliceosome
Cellular component (GO): spliceosomal complex; cytoplasm
Molecular function (GO): protein binding
Source: RefSeq, a predicted model, not a curated record